GGUCAGGCUGCAUCCUGUCAUCCACGUUAGGUUUGAGGGCGUGGCCUCUUCAUCAGGGCACCUGAGUGACUCUUCCAGCAGCGAAUCAGCUGUCAGGUCAUCGAGGCGACUCCCGUUGGCGUCUCCGACUCGUUGUCUGCGAUUUGAGGAUGAGACGGAGACGGAGGUGGAGUCUCGUUACCUGGAGCGACAAAGGCAGAGGAGACAUGGGGGGCAGCGAUGGACAGGUGUCCUGGUCUCUAAACCGAACCUGAACCAGUACAUCAACGGUAGGGCGGAGGCUGGACAUGUUGACAGACAGCAGACAGGACUGACGCCUGCAGGGGGGGUGGGUCAGUGUGACUCCUGUGGGACAGUUUUGGGAGGCGGAGUCAACCUGAACCUCCGUCUACACCCACCUGAAGACCAGGGGCGGAGUCUGCACAGACGCCGCCUCAACCUGCGAACUGAGCCCAUCAGAGAGACCUAUAUUGGCUCUGUCACACCUGGUGAGACCAAUGGGAGGGGGGGCAGGACUAUGCCUGCUGCUAACAACCAUGUGAGGAGGACGACCAAUCAGGUGGAACUGAAUGUAAACCAGAUGACCAUCCCUCAAGCCACGCCCACCACCGACCUGCCAAUCAACCCCUACGCCCCCUGAUCAGCUGACCAUGCACACCUCCAACUGCUCCUACACCUUGUCUCCUCCACCUGUGACAUCAUCGCUGAUGUCACAGAACAUCAGGCUCAGCAGCACAAAGGCAGAGCAGGAUCCACCGGAAGCCAAGCCCCACAUACAGCUCCGAUCUGGGGCAGAGUUGAAGGAGAGGACCCGUUCUGUGGAAGAAGGAGGUCUGGAUCUCAGGAUGAAGAACUCCUCCUCCUCCUCCUCCUCAGGGAGAAGCUCAGAGACAACAGCUGAGAGCCAAGCCCCGGCAAAAUCAGGCAGCAGUGGUGAUGGACAAGUCAGACAGACAGUGAGAGCAGAGGUUCACGGUGACGACACUUCAGUUCCUGGUUGCCUCAUCAGCAGAGACGAACCCUCUCGUCUUUCUUUACGUCAUCUUUUCUCCAACGUCAGACUGAGCAGGACUCAACCUAGCAGCCUGGACCGCCUCAGCUCACGGCCUCACCCCUUAGAGCCUGACCCCACCCUCCCAGUUUCAGGGAAGUCCUCAGGCCUGCUGAAGAAAACACCGUCUGUUCAGUCACUCAUUGUGGUGAGAAGAUCAUCAAUUACUAUAUUGUUUGUAGUGACCGCGGUAUCCAUUCGUUGAAAUCCAUUUGUGCUAGUCACCCGUGGGCUGACUUAGAGAUUGAUAGAUGCUUAUUUGCUUGAGAAAAAAGGUAUAUCCACAUGCGAUUAAAAAAUUAAAAUAUUUGUUUGUUCGCUCCUUGUUUUACAGUUGCACAAAGAAAAAGAAAAUGUAAACUAAAUAUUACUACUGAAAUGGUAGGGUAAAUAAAGAGAACUAAACAAAAUAACCUGGCAGGCAAGAUAACAUGAUUCAGGCUGCUCAGUCUAAAAACUGUGUGACAUUGACCUGCACGGGUUACCCUCAAAAGCAAUUAAUAAACACACACAACCCUCAAAAAAUGGCAAAAUAUAAAUUAAGAAAUAGGAAUAAAUAUAAACUAAGCAAUUGGUUAAGCAAUUUUUGAAAUUGUGCUGUACGUUUCCUGUCUGUCCAUCAGGGGUCACCUUUCUUUGACCUGUAUGCUGGAGAAGCCCCUGACCGUAGUGUGCAUUUCUGGGUGGCGCUCAACAUGACUCCGACCCCGUUGAGUGCCGCCCUUCCCGUUAGACUCACUUAACGGCACCUACUGGUGGCAGAAGCAGUGCAGCACAUUCACAAACGUCCAUUCUGCAUGAACAACUACAGCCUAGUGGCUCGCACUGUCGCCUCACAGCAAGAGGGGCCUAGACGGCCCUUCUGUGUAGAGUUUGCAUGUUCUCCCUGUGUCAGCGUGGGUUCUCUCCGGGUUAUCUGGCUUCUUUCCACAGUCCAAAGACAUGCAGCUUAGGUUAAUUGAUGACUAUAAAUUGUCCGAAGGUGCACGUGAGUGUGAAUGGUUGUCUCUCUCUAUGUGUCAGCCUUGUGAUGGUCUGGCAACUUAUAAAGGGUUGGAUCGGCUCCAGCCCCCCGCGACCCUGAAAAGGAUCAGCUGUAACAGAUGGAUGGAUGGCUGCAGCCUAGAAAACAUAUUACAACAGUACAUUUAGAAUAUUAUGCAUAUAAAGACAUAAGGAUGCAACUGCAAAUUGACCCGUUGGCUAAAUUAAAUUACACAAAAUAAAUAAUU
Molecule: messenger RNA, 2283 nt
Organism: Anarrhichthys ocellatus (wolf-eel)
Lineage: Eukaryota; Metazoa; Chordata; Actinopteri; Perciformes; Anarhichadidae
Exons: 3
Coding region: 651-1256 (201 amino acids)
Biological process (GO): establishment or maintenance of cell polarity; centrosome cycle; regulation of cellular localization
Cellular component (GO): nucleus; apical plasma membrane; cell cortex
Molecular function (GO): protein binding
Source: RefSeq, a predicted model, not a curated record